CCAGGCAAGCUUGUUUUGCUCGACGGUUGAGGACACGUUUUCAAAUGCAAAACAGUAUUGUAUGGCACAACGAACACAAAUGCACAGUCGACCGCACAAUGGAAAGCAUUCCUUUAGAAUUACGAAACGGUCAAAAGCCCGAAUACAACCACCGCCUUGUGUAUGGGAAAAGCAUCGGGCUCGUUCGCAAUAUUUUUAUUCAGGUGUAAAUAUUCCUACAAGGAAACUGUGUAAAAGGACAUUUGUCUCCUUCGAAGCGGCAUUUAUCCAUUGAUGUGGUAUGCAUGGAAUUAAGCACUGUUGAUGAUUCCAACUGAUACGCUUUUGCUGCUGAUCGAAGCGCCACGGUCAUAGCUUCCGCGCGUGUGAUGAUCUACACCUGACAGCCAAUAUGUCGCAGCGAUACCUAGAUUCAAUUCGAAACCCACAGCCGUAUUCUGCUUCGGACACGGAUAACCCGCCUAGUCGAGCCCGGACGCCUGUUAGUGUGGGUCCGAGGAACUAUUCCACCCCCAGCAAUGCUCCAAGUCGCUCCAGGACACCUGCAUCGGUCCUGGAACUCAUUAACCCCAAGCCUUACCCGAACGCACAGAACACCCGCGAUCACCAGAUAGUGAAGCCAACGGCCGUCAGGGGUGGCGAGAACCCGGCUUACUACCAGGAUGAUGAGGAUAAACCGAGAUCGAAAAAACUAACGAAAACGAGAAGCACUCCCAGAGGGACUCCGGCCGGUAGCGACGCGGAGAGCAAGUAUAAUGCUCAGUCUAAUAACGGUUACAAAGGAGGAUCGCUGUCUAGUCUUAACCUAUCCCUACAGGUUGCAGAUGGACAGCCGAUUAAGAAAGAGACAGUGCAAGAUGUGGAGGCUGGUCCUAGACCGACCCCGAGAACAACCAGCAUCGACGGCCGUGACAAGGACCAUAAGCUUGCCUCUGAUGCCUUAGGUUCGAAGCCUAUUGACACGACUAGAUCAUCACAUCCAAUGACAGCAAGGGAAAAGAAAGAAAAGAUGGCCAAAACAGGGGGGAGAGAUGAGGAGGAUUGGGAUGAUGAGGAGGAUGAGGUUUGGUAUAAACGACAUGAAAAGCUACUUUGGAUCGUAUUCUUCAUAGUGGUGUUCUUUUUCGCCCUGGGUCUUGGACUUGGGCUGAGAGCUGCAGCAACUGAUUAUGCUGGCGCAUUUGCAAACACAGCAGGACAAGAAUGCAGAUUCUCUUGCCGGAACAGGGAUAGAUAUACGCAGAGGUCAUCUAAUCCCCUCAUUGUGUUCUCAAUAGAUGGCUUGCCCAAUGAUCUACUCAAUUAUGAUUAUGGGAGGAAUCUUAAAAGAAUGACUGAAUGUGGGGUUCAUUCACGCAACCUGGUUUCAUCCUUUGCGAGUACAACCUAUCCAAAUCUCUGGACGAUCCUAACUGGCCUAUAUCCAGAGAAGCAUGGUGUAAUAUCUGAUUUCAUCCGUAGUUCAACCAGAUCAUCUCGUAUAUUCGAACCGAGGGUCUCCCAGAAUAAUCUUGAUGAAAACGAGUGGUAUAAAGCAAAACCGUUAUGGCAGACAGCUCGUGAGCAGGGCGUGACAACAGCCAGUCACUCAUGGGUCGGUAAUAACAUGCGUAGCUACGAGAAUGAAGUCAGGCAACCCAUAAACAGCAAGCCAAACUACUAUCAGAGAUACAAUUCAGAACUGAACCCUCAAGACAUGAUCGAUACGGUCUUACAGUGGAUAGAUCAAGAGGAGGUUGAAAAAAUCCCACAAUUCAUAACUGUGUUCUUCAAGGAGCCUGGUGAAACAAUCAGACAAUACGGAUACAACUCUCAACAGGCCAAUGAAGCAUUAAGGGAGGUCGACCUGGCCAUAGGUAGCCUGUUAGACACCCUGUACAGUCGCCAAGAUGGAGGGUGUUUCAACAUGAUGGUCGUUUCUCCUUCGGCUCUCGUCAAUACAACAUGCGGCAAUAACAAUGAUAAUGUUGUCUUCUUUGAUCAAGAGAUAACUGACACCCGUGGUUUCACUCUAACGCCUUCCUAUCUCAACACCUUCGCUCGCAUUGAAGUCAACUCUCUUGAUGCUGCUGAUGCAUUUGAUACCAAUGACAAGUUGGCAGAUGAAUUAAAGUGCCGGUUUCCAUCCGAGGGUAAUGUCUACACACGAGAUGAAAUGCCUGCUAGAUUCCACUAUUCUUCUGACAUGAUACCCAACGGCGUCUUUGUCCUCAUGAAAAAUAUGAUGUCAUUUGCAAUGUCUCCUUCAAAUUACGAUCAGCAGAAUUGUCGCUAUGCCAGUGAUGGAUAUGACCCUUAUAGUAUUGAUACAAAGGCUUCCUUUAUUGGUUUUGGAAUGAGCUUCAGACAAAAUUACACUGCCUAUGAAUUUGAUACAGUGGAAAUCUACAACCUCAUGACAAAGCUCUUAGGGGUAACUGGUGAACCAAAUAAUGGUACGAUGGGUGCACUGAACCAUAUGUUACGGACUCCGGGUAACUUCCCGACUAUGGCCAAGGAGUUUGUGGAGGAAUCUAACUGUGUCUUCUCUAAUGAGGACAUGGGGCCCUUUAACACUGGAUGUACUUGUGAACCUGUGAAUGUAAAUGACCCUACCGCUAUGGAGAGGGGCCAGCAAGUCCUCAGUGUCUCGAGUGGCGCAGCCGCUCGUCACAUUCCGUUUGGUGCACCGCGCAUGCUGGCUUCCGUCAACCCAGCCGCCGGCUCCAGCUGUAAGCUUUACCAAAAUAGCUACGUCAUGGCUUAUGAUAAAACACUAUCCAUCAGCAAAUAUGCUUCAUUUACACUAACGACUGGGUUCAACACGGUUACCAUGCCGUCAAACUGCAUCAUCACCGACACUCGUCUGACAAUAGGAGAGAACCCAACUUGUAACGCGUACGGUCCGCAGCGAAUCACCUCACUAGCUCCAAAUAUUCGACAGGGUUUCUUGCUUCAACCCGAGUUGUCUGUAGGAAGCCAGUAUUCUGGGGUCAUCUCAUCAAACAUCAUCCCAAUCUACUCCGAAUUCAAAAGAGAUAUUUGGGAUGGGCUGAUUGAACUCUAUCGGAUAUGGUUUAACUUUGGAUCGACACAGAGCAUCAACAUCGUUCAAGGGCCUAUUUAUGAUAUAAAUCACAAUGGAAUAACGGAUCCCUUCUCUCUUAUUUCAUCCUCUGAUGCCUGGGCAGGACAGACCGUAGUUCCAUCUCAUUUCUACAUUAUUGCUACGCGAUGUGCCAACGACACAACUCUAGAUUCAUGUGAUGCAAAUGGAAUUCAAAUGAACGCCUUCGUUCUACCACAUAAUAACAAAGGAUUACCGAAUUGUGCACAGCAGACGCAACUCCAGGAUUAUCUGAGGGAGCAUCGGGCUAGCGUCAUGGACGUAGAACGAAUGACUGGACUCUUUUUCUUCCCUGAUAAGGCCUCAUCAGAGAACACAAAUACCAACGAACGAAGGCUCAUCACUCUCAUGAAAUCAGAUAUUCCAGACUUGUGGAUGGUCUAAAAUUAAACCCAAACAAAUUGUCACGAUAACAAGUUUGCAAUAACAGUUUAAAGCUACUGAAAUCUUUCAAUUUGAUUGGUUGAUCGUAAACUUGCUUAUUAUGCAUUUGUUAUCAUAACAAAUCUUUAUGAAACUGAUUGAUUCAUUGAGCUGUUCGUAAAAUUAACCAUGACUUUACAGAUUACUGGAACAUAAUCUUAAUAAGGUUAUCAUAUGGUUAUCAUGUAGAACUAUAAAGGGUAACUAGUCGUGCAUAAGUAUAAGGUAAUUCGUAACUUACAAACAGCCUCAAAACAUCUACCAAGACCCAGAUAUUCUUCAGAAUAGUCCCAAUUUAUAGAUUGUUUAAAUCAUGUAUCAACUUCAAAUUUAUAUGAAUGAUGUCAGCAUGACUACCAAUCUUGUAUUGAAGCUUUAUUCAAAACGGACCCUAAUCGACUGAGAUUAUCUUGCCCUGUACCGAUCUUAUGAAAUUUGAUAUUUUUGUCUCUUGGUCGUUAUGAUAUUUAUGCCUUAUUGAUCAUAAUACCUUGGAUGUAGGCAUUUGAAGUUUAAACUUAUUUGCCUGAAUAUAUGCUGGUGAUUGAUAAAAAAUGAUACAUGAAAUAUUACUACUUACAAGUAAUUGAAAACAUUUGAAAGGGCACUCCGAUUGACUGUGAGUAAUUUGAUAAAAUAAUGGUAUUCCCUAUUGAUGAAAACCCUGCUGCAUCCCAUUUCAUUGUGAUGUCAUCACUAUUGGUUUUGAUUCCAUCAUUGUGUGAAAAAAUUGUGAGAUACUGUCAAUAUGAGAUAGGUUUGAAGAUGAAAAAAUCUUUCAGUUUUGCAUGCUAUUCUUUAUCUUUGAAAUAGAGUGUAGAGAUAAAAUGCUAUUCUACUCCUGCAUUAGACAAUUGGAUAUAUUAUAGUUUGUUGGUUUAAGCUGUUAUAAUGGUGAACGGAUAAUUACUUGUUUGUUCUGGAAAUAGGUCAUUAAUUUUAUUAAACUGGUGCAUAUAUUGGACAAAAAUAACAUGGUUUGAGCUUAUAACGAUCAUUAUACUAUUCACAUUAUUUACGACACUGUGCCUGUAACAGGAAAUGCUUGUGAACUUGCUUGAAUGAUUUGAUAAAUACAUCGAGUGCAAAUUUCAUGAAACUUGGUAUUUGCAGUAACAGUUAUAAGCUACUGAAAUCCUUCAAUCUGAUUGGUUGAUAGUAACUUUUUAAAUAGAAUUUGGGCAUUUGUUAUUGUAACACCUCCUUGUGAAAUGGGACCCAUGUGUGGGUUUUAUUAGGCCCGCAUUCUGGCAUAAAUUCUCUUACGAUUUUUUGCUCUUUUUUAACUUUGUAGUAUACCAUUUAUGUUGUAUGAACACGUUUUGCAAGAGUAGAAUGAAUUUCAGAUAAUCUUUGGGGAAUUUUGAUAUCAUAUUUUUAUUCCAAAAUGGAGUUUAAACUUUCUCAGUUCUUUAUAUGCCAUCGUAGAUUACAGCAAGUGGAUAUUAUUGUACCAAUAUAAGAUGUCUCCGUAUUCUUAAUGGUCGGGUUUCCUUUCAAUUACUUAGUACUAGAAACAUUAUGUACUGGAUACUACCUUCUUUUAUAAUCUGUAUAGUACACUCUAAAAUGAAAUGUGAAAUCAACAAUUGAAAUGUCGGAGGAGAGACAACCUUUUCUAAAUGUUGCAUUUGCUACUUUAAAUGGUUCGACCGACACUAAAUUGUUGGAUCCAGCUUUAUGCUCCUCCGACCUUUAAACUUUUGAAUUAACAUUUCAUUCUUUUUUAGAGUGGAGGUAAAAGUGCCAAAUUGAAUCAUUUUUUAUAUGUGAUCAUAUUGUACAUAAGUGCCUGGAAUUUGUGAUUUGUAAUUUUUCCUACUUUUUAGAGCGUGGAUUUUAAAGUCUGUGCCGCGGCUAUAUACACUCAGAUAGGGGUUGGGGUUAUUGUUGUUCAAACAGUAUUGAACUAAAAAUCUAUCUGGUCUAAUCACUUGUAAUGAUAAAGUGACAACUCAGAGUUUGAUUGGUUUCGUUUUAUUUGCUUUUUAAAAGUUGUGUUUGUAUUUUUGAGCUUUUCAAAUUUUCAUUUCUAAAUAAUUAAAUAAUUUCAAGUCCUCACAUUUUUUAAACUACAUUGUUCCAAAUUUAACAUUCUUUACCUUGGAGAGACUUCGUCAUCAUUUUCUUUUAAUUUGCUGUCUUUAUUCACUUGCUAUGAUGCAUGUAUAAUUACCAGUAGUGAAAAUCUUGACUCGAAUUUUAGACGUUGUACUGUACUAGUCUUAUUUAUGACAAAAUACAAUUUUUACACUUCAAAAUGGAUUAAACACUGCAGACAUUGGGAUUAUAAUAUGGGGCAUAGAAAUCGCACAGAUUAUCAUAUUCUCUGUUGCAGAUUUCACAAUGUUUUGGAUUAUAAUUCUUAUUUUUCCUUAUGAUAAUUAAUGUUUAGAUACUUCGGAUUGAUUUUCAAGCGUGAAAGGGAUAUACAUAGUCCUUUUUAACGAAAACUUCCAUUUUCGAAAAUUUCUAAAGUUUGAAAUGGUGCAGGUGUUGUUGUUUUUUAUACAUAUAUUUGAAUAUACUUAUUGACAACUUUUAUCAGUGUAAGGAAACACAUUCUUAUCCAUGUACCAUAGGCUUAUAGGCAUUUAUAAAUAAAGUAAAUGUAAAUUUAGAGUAUGACUAUUAUCAACCUGAAUUUGCAGUGAUAUAUCUUCGCUGCAUUCAGGUAUACUCUUUGUAUAUCUUCGCUCUAAAUUGAGUGUUUAGUAAAUAGAAAUGCCGUUUUGUA
This is a messenger RNA of Lytechinus pictus (painted urchin), 6266 nucleotides long. RefSeq names its product venom phosphodiesterase 2-like. NCBI's taxonomy places the organism in Eukaryota, Metazoa, Echinodermata, Echinoidea, Temnopleuroida, Toxopneustidae. The transcript has 24 exons. Bases 392 to 3490 code for a protein of 1032 amino acids. Gene Ontology annotation, molecular function: nucleic acid binding; hydrolase activity; metal ion binding. The record is from RefSeq and is a predicted model, not a curated record.